CUUGGUAUCGUCUGAUAGUGCCCUCGCCUUGUCUUUUGUCUUUUUGUUUUCAGCAUUCGAACAAGUCAAGUUACACAGAAGGAUUGAUUGUUUGGCUAAGCCUCGUCUAUAACAGCCAUGAUUACGGCGGCUUGUAGUCGGCGAACUCUCCCCUCGUUCUACAGAACAUCAGCGAGGCAAGCGUCUCGGACAUCGAGACCAACAAGAUGGAACAUCCAGACACCCCUCCAGCGAAGAUGGCGCAGUGCAGCACCUAGACCCGGUGAGGGGCCCUUCAUGGAGCGACGUGCAGACAGGGACCUGCCAGAUCUGGCCAGUACAAAGUUCCGAUGGUCCCGUUCACUUCCCAUAUUCAUCCUCAUCGUAGCGGCAUCGAGCCUCGCCAUCUUCAACUACCAAAAGUCCUCCUCCCCCAUCGUGUCGUCGACACUGUACUCACUCCGCGUUUCGCCCCGCGCCCGCGAGAUCCUCGGCGACAAGAUCUAUUUCAAGCACCAGAUUCCCUGGAUAUCAGGAGAGAUGAACCAGCUCCACGGGCGCAUCAACAUCAGCUUCCCCGUCAAGGGAACCCGUGGGGAGGCCAUCAUGCGGUUCCAGAGCUAUCGCCUGUCCCACAAGGGCAUGUUUGAGACGACUGAGUGGAGUCUCGAGACCCCAGACGGCCAUAAGAUCGACUUGCUCGAUGGCGCGGAUCCAUUCCGGGGCAUUGUGGGGAGUCGGAAUGAAGAGGACGAGGCCACGACCAGGGGUUUUAGGCAGACGACGUUCAAAUAGACCCUCGAGGAUCCAAUGUAUCGGGCACUGGGGUGGAUGGUGGAAGCGUGGGAUAAAAGCGUGGGACUCGAGCGUAGUUUUGGGACAGGACGCUUACGGGAAGGGAAAAGUCGCCUACCCCCCUCGUGUUUUCUGUCGGGAGGCAUCGAUAUAGCGCCUCACACCCGAUUGACCUACAUGUACAACAUGUAUGUGUAUUGUACAAAAUUAUAUCUAUCUCCUUCCAUGUUAUCCACCCCUUCCCGCAUGGGGGUUGAUCAAUUUUGCCAUCCGUGGCGCGUGUCCCCCAUUUCCAC
Molecule: messenger RNA, 1070 nt
Organism: Sodiomyces alkalinus F11
Lineage: Eukaryota; Fungi; Ascomycota; Sordariomycetes; Glomerellales; Plectosphaerellaceae
Product: DUF1783-domain-containing protein
Exons: 2
Coding region: 277-774 (165 amino acids)
Biological process (GO): mitochondrial respiratory chain complex IV assembly
Cellular component (GO): mitochondrial inner membrane
Source: RefSeq, a predicted model, not a curated record